AUGCUCCAGGAGAAGGCCUCAGCUGUGACGGAUGACAGUGUGACUGGGGUCCAGCCUGGAGGGUCCCCAGACCUCAGCCCUAACUCCUCACACUUGGGCCUGCCUACAACUCCCAGCACCCCCCAGGGCAAUGAGCCAGACCAGAAUAUUGAGAACAUCAAGGUUCUUCUUCAUGAGAGGGAGCUGUGGAAGAAGUUCCAUGAGGCGGGAACAGAGAUGAUCAUAACGAAAGCAGGCAGGAGGAUGUUCCCCAGCUACAAGGUUAAAGUCACGGGCAUGAACCCGAAAACGAAGUACAUCCUCCUCACAGACAUUGUCCCCGCCGACGACCAUCGCUACAAGUUCUGUGACAACAAGUGGAUGGUGGCAGGCAAGGCGGAGCCGGCCAUGCCAGGGAGGCUCUAUGUCCAUCCAGACUCCCCAGCUACAGGAGCCCACUGGAUGAGGCAGCUGGUGUCCUUCCAGAAGCUAAAACUCACCAACAACCACGUGGACCCCUUUGGGCAUAUCAUCCUGAACUCGAUGCACAAGUACCAGCCUCGGCUCCACAUCGUCAAGGCCGACGAGAACAACGCCUUUGGGUCUAAGAACACAUCCUACUGCACUCACGUGUUUCACGAGACAGCCUUCAUCUCUGUCACCUCCUACCAGAACCAUAAGAUAACUCAGCUGAAGAUCGAGAACAACCCGUUUGCCAAGGGUUUCCGUGGCAGCGAUGAAGGGGACCUGCGUGUCUCCAGACUCCAGGGAAAAGACUACCCAGUGAUUUCUAAGAACAUGGUUCGCCAGAGGCUCCUCUCCUCACAUAGUCACCGGACAGGGAAGCUGGGAGCUGGGGUACACCGGUCGGGGCACCCCCAGGUCCUGUCCCACUACCAGUACGAGGGUGGGGUGCCCCUGGGGAACUCAGACCACCAGGAACACAUCUCCAAUUCCUUCCCUCCAAGCCGAGAGCCCAGUCUGCUCUACCACUGCUUCAAACACAAAGAUAACACCAGGCAGUUGGAACUGGGUUUUAAACGGCCAUAUCUGGACACAACGCUUCCAGCAGUCUCAGAGGAACACUACUUCUGCUCUCCUCCCACAUACGAGCCUCCACUGCUGUCCCACCCCUAUUGCGGUGAGGCCAUAAGCUCCAGGGAGGCCUGUAUGUAUGGAGGGAUGGAGGGAGAGAAUGGGUACGGGGCUGGGGGUGCUGACGACCUGGCUCCCCCCUCUCUGAACUGCAACAUGUGGGCGUCGGUGCAGCCUUACCCGCGGUACAGCGUGCAGACAGUGGAGGCUGUCCCCUACCAGCCCUUCACUGCUCACUUCACCAGUACUGCCACCGCCACCUCCGUGGUGCCCCACCACACCCCCACCGGACCCCCACGCCCCCAGUCCGACAUAGGAAUUUACAGUCCAGCCACAGCACAGCGAGGCCUGGCCACCAUCCCCUCGUCGUCCUCCAUCUCGUCUUCCUCUCCCCCGGUUCCUGGUUCCAGGGGUAGCAGGCCGGUGGGCCAUCCUUCUCUGUACCACAGGAAGCCUGGGCCUGGGUCUCCUCUCCGGCCUCACAGGGAAUUCUCGGCCUUCCCAACACAGAGCACCCCCCCAUCCAUCCGGGACCCGUCCUACCAGUACCAGAUGGGGCAGAGCAGUGUAGGGGCCCACUGGAAUGAUAGCUAG
This is a messenger RNA of Salvelinus namaycush (lake trout), 1668 nucleotides long. Its product is annotated as T-box transcription factor TBX4-like. Gene Ontology annotation, biological process: angiogenesis; regulation of transcription by RNA polymerase II; positive regulation of DNA-templated transcription. Gene Ontology annotation, molecular function: RNA polymerase II cis-regulatory region sequence-specific DNA binding; DNA-binding transcription factor activity, RNA polymerase II-specific. The transcript has 8 exons. Lineage: Eukaryota; Metazoa; Chordata; Actinopteri; Salmoniformes; Salmonidae. Bases 1 to 1668 code for a protein of 555 amino acids. Gene Ontology annotation, cellular component: nucleus. The record is from RefSeq and is a predicted model, not a curated record.